Messenger RNA from Numida meleagris (helmeted guineafowl), 2926 nucleotides. It is a transcript of the gene LZTS1, whose product is annotated as leucine zipper tumor suppressor 1. The record is from RefSeq and is a predicted model, not a curated record. The transcript has 4 exons. Gene Ontology annotation, biological process: regulation of dendrite morphogenesis; regulation of synaptic plasticity. Lineage: Eukaryota; Metazoa; Chordata; Aves; Galliformes; Numididae. Gene Ontology annotation, cellular component: dendritic spine. The coding region runs from base 639 to 2453 and encodes 604 amino acids.
CUCCAUCCUCACACCCUGACAGAUUGUGUUUUACAGGGUCGGAAAUAGAUGCGCGAGAAGGGGCCUCGCAGAUCCCAAGUGAAAGCCGUGCUCAGCUGUCACCCACCCCAGCACCAGCUGCCGGCCCCAGACGGUUCCCAAAAUAAGCAGCCCACAGCUCCCGGGCACGGCGCGGCCGCUUCCCACCUGCCAGCCCCUCAGGGCCCUCUCAGCUCCCAUCCUGGGGGUGCAAAAUCCCCACCCCAGAGCUCAAUAGAGGAAUCCUGGGUACCACCAGACCUGAGCAUUUCUCCGUUCCCAAUUAGCAGGGCUUUAAUUGCGGCGUUCGUUGCUUGUUAGCAGGAAAAGCCAGAUGCUCUUAGGAGUGAGGCGAGCUGAAAGGAUCUUUCUCCCCACCCAAGGAAUAUUUAAGUAUGUCUCAUACAAACAUUUCCUUUGUGCCAGGAACAUGACUGCGGGGACGUGUGGGUGCUGCUCGGCUGCUGAUUCACCAACAAGUGCCAGGGUCCAUCUACCAUGGGAGCAGGGCAAAGCUGGAGCGGCACAGAGCGCUCCUGUGUGGCACAGGAUUGCAGCUCCGUGGCACGGCGAGGUCUCUGCUAUGAUCGCAGCCGGCGUGCCACCUGCCUGGCAGCAGCAUGGGCAGUGUCAGUAGCCUCAUCUCUGGCCACGGCUUCCACAGCAAGCACUGCCGUGCCUCGCAGUACAAGCUCCGCAAGUCGUCCCAUCUGAAGAAGCUCAACAGGUACUCGGACGGGCUCCUCCGCUUCGGCUUCUCCCAGGACUCUGGCCACAAAUCGAGCUCCAAAAGCAGCAAGAAUGAGGACUUCUUUUACAUCAAGGUCAGCCAGAAGGUGCCUGGCCCCCACCGCACGGACUACACUGCGCUGGGCAGCACGGAGCUGGGCCAGGCUGGGAGCAGCGGGGUGGACUUCGGGACACCCACACCGCAGAAGCUGAUGCCUUUCCCCAGCCAGCUGGAAGUGGGUGUGGAGAAGCCCACAGCACGACCCACCGCCUUCAAGCCAGUACUGCCCCGCUCCGGUGCCAUCCUCCACUCAUCCCCAGAGAAUGGAGCUCACCUCCCCACGCAGCUGCACCCCCUGGACAAGGGCAAGGAGCAGGAGCUGAAGCCGGUGCUGUGCUCAGGGGGGCUGUCCGACUCAGGCAGGAACUCCAUGUCCAGCCUGCCCACCCACAGCACCAGCAGCAGCUACCAGCUGGACCCCAUCGUCACCCCCGUGGGGCCCAUCAGCCGCUUCGGGGGCUCUGCACACAACAUCAUGCAGUGUGCCAUCAUCCAGGACAGCAACAUGAUGAGCCUCAAGGCCAUGUCCUUCUCCGAUGGCGGCAACAAAAUCCUCAACCCCGGCAAAGCCCCCCAGCACCGUGCCGCCGAGAAGACCACCUGCAUCCGUUCGCCCAUCUCCACGGACGAAUCCACCAUCCAGGAGCUGGAGCAGAAGCUGCUGGAGAGGGAGGGGGAGCUGCAGGAGCUGCAGCUGAGCUUCGAGGAGAAGGAAGCCAGCUCCUACCAGGUGUACGAGGAGAAGCAGCGGCGCUGCAAGGAGGAGCUGGAAGGGCUCAAGCAGAAGUGCAACAGCAAGCUGAAGCAGAGCUCGCAGAAAACCCAGCGCACGCAGCAGGUCCUCCACCUCCAGGUGUUCCAGCUGCAGCAGGAGAAGCAGCAGCUGCGCGAGGAGCUGGAGAAGCUCAUGAAGGAGCAAAACCUGCUGGAGACCAAGCUGAGGUCCUACGAGAAGGAGAAGACCAGCUUCGCACCGGCGCUGGAGGAGACUCAAUGGGAGGUGUGCCAGAAGUCGGGGGAGAUCUCCCUGCUGAAGCAGCAGCUGAAGGAAUCCCAGACCGAGCUCACCACCAAGACCACUGAGAUCCUCAGCCUGAAAGCUCAGCUGAAGGACGUGAGGGCCAAGAUGGAAGGGCUGGAGAUGAAGACCCAGGACCUGGAAGGCUCCCUGCGCACCAAAGCCAUGGAGCUGGAGGUGUGUGAGAACGAGCUGCAGCGCAAGAAAAACGAGUCUGAGCUGCUGAGGGAGAAGGUCAACCUGCUGGAGCAGGAGAUGGCAGAGCUGCGGGCGGAGAUGGCCGUGCUCCGGGCUCAGCUGAGCGAUGCCACCCGGCCCGGUGAGGUGCAGGCACUGCAGGGCGAGGUGGAGAGGCUGCGGGCCGAGCUGCAAGCUGAGCGGGACAGCAACGAGCAGAUGAGCUCCAGCUUCCAGCAGGAGCGACAGACGUGGAGGGAGGAGAAAGAGAAGGUGAUCCACUACCAGAAGCAGCUGCAGCAGAGCUACCUGCACAUGUACAAGAGGAACCAGAACCUGGAGAAGAUGCUGCAGCAGCUCGCGGCGGGGGAGGACGGCAAGGAGCCCAUCGAGCUGGACAUCCCCGGUGCUGACGUGCCCUACGAGGACAUCAUUGCCACCGAGAUCUGACCCCGCUCCUCUUUCCUGUACUGUUCAAUGAGCCAUGUAUUUAUUAAGAGGAGCCGGCGCCCGGCCAGCUCCUCGCCGCUGCCUGUCGUGUUCGAGGCCAAGAAGCCACUCGUGCCAAUGGUGACGUCCAGCAGCCCCCCCCUCCCCACCCCAUAUCCCCCUGACCCUUGUAGGACCGGCAAUGAGGGCAAACAGGGAAUGGGACUUGAGCAAACGCUCGGUAGCGGGAUGCUACCCUUGGUCCCAGCUCCCAGCUGCAGCCUGGACAGGGCAUGAAGCUGCUCCCCCGUUAUUUAUGGCCCCCACGUGACCCACUCCUGCCCUUCAGCUCCUGCAGUGCCUCGGGGAGGGCCCUGCACACGUGCACUACUUCACACCCACGGGAGCGACCCUCAGUGAGCAGGGACGGUGCCUUCCAGCUCCAGGGAGUAGAGGCUGGCAUGACCCAGAAGACAUCAAGAGGGGAUACCUAU